Molecule: messenger RNA, 4803 nt
Organism: Toxotes jaculatrix (banded archerfish)
Lineage: Eukaryota; Metazoa; Chordata; Actinopteri; Toxotidae
Product: neurabin-1-like
Exons: 18
Coding region: 382-4389 (1335 amino acids)
Biological process (GO): actin filament organization; neuron projection development; calcium-mediated signaling
Cellular component (GO): postsynaptic density; cytoplasm; actin cytoskeleton
Molecular function (GO): actin filament binding
Source: RefSeq, a predicted model, not a curated record
AACUCGGUUAAUGAAACGCAUUGCAGGAUAUGUUUUUUGUAUUUUCGGCGGAGCUGAUUUUCCAAUUGCUCAGAGACCUUUUGCUGUGGAGACUGUGAAUAAAAAUCAGAAGGCUUCCUGAAGACCAUGAAGUUUACAGAUCAAGAGCCUGCCUUUGUCUCCUGCUGUCAUCCAGCCAAUGCUGUACCCUCUUAAAACACCAGCACUGUUAUCCAGCACAUUUCUUGCCUUAUUGCUACCAUUCAAUCACUGUACCAGCAAAUCCUCAAACAUUAUCUACCUGCUCAACACUUGCCCAGGUGCUUUCAUUACCUGUGAAGAGCUUCCUCCUCAGCUCCUCCAAAGUCUUUUUUUCUCACUCCAGACGGCCUCCAUUCUCAAAUGAUGCGGACGGACAGCAAAGGCCGAAGUGCCUCCCCUCACAGGAUAACUUACAAGUCUGACUUCCAUGCCAUCAAAUGUUCAUUUGACACCGGGACCAGUCUGCAACAAGGGAACAAAGCUGCUGCUGCUGCCCACCGCUCUGCUGUGCAUCCAAACAAGUUGCCAUCCAGCCUGUCAGAUCCCAUAAUGUCCAACACCAGCACUGGUAGCAGAGGGAGAGUCCACAGCACCAGGGGGAACAAGAUCAGAGACAACAUUUUCCUCCAAAUGGACAGCCAGCAGGUGAGACAAGAUGGUGGCCCAGUGCUGAGUUCUGGCUCCACACCCCUAAUUUCUCCCCAAAAUCCUAGCCUGCAGGUCCAGACUUCACCUUUCUCUGGACCCAGACGUUCGGUCAUGAGUUCCUCAUCUGUUCUGAGCACUGUGGCCAGCAUUUCAACUCCAGAAUCCUGUCUGCAAGAGAAAGCCUCCAGACCAGAUGAGAUAACCGAUAUCGACAGAGCUGCUCUGGCUCAGAAGUUCUCUGUAACUCGGAAGUUGUUUGAGACCAAGGUGAUGGAGCUUGGAGGAGUUUCAAAACCUGUGACCGUCAGGGGAAGCAGAGGGAUGUCAGACGGGAAAGUAGAAGGAGAAGAUGGGAGAGGAGGAGGCGGCAGCCACAUGGACAAAGAGGAAGAGGCAAGUUGGAAAAGGAACCACACAGAGGAAGAUGGCUUUGAUAAAGACAAAUCCAUAAACAUUCCCUCGCCAAAGCCUCCUGCACCCUCGUCACUAACAGGACACCCUAAAUCUCCUGUAUUGGAUGGCCCAGAUGAAGCAUCCUACAAAUCUCCCUCCUAUCUUGAUGAACAUGACCAAACCACAGGAACACAGGCAGAAGAAGUAAGGGCAGAAAGCGCUAAUCUUGACCACAGCUUCACCCCCGAGGAGCCAUUGAGAGCAGAACUUGUUGACGUGAAGACAGAGUCAUCGGAAAGUGAUGAGAACGAAGAGGAAAAGGAGCGAAAACAGAUCAGUAAAUGGCUUAAGGAUGAGGGGGAGAAGCAUAUGAACCAAAUUACAGGAGAAAGUGUGGAGGCCCUUGUGGAUGAUGUUUUUGAAGAAGCAACACCAGGAACUUAUACGCUGGAGAACAGAGUGGAACCAAGAGCAGGAGAAGACAGGCCAGUCGCUCCCUCAGAACAACACCAGAGGCAGUUACCCACCAGCAUGCCAUGUAAUAGAGAGACUAAAGAUGACGGGAGGUGUGGAAGAGACAAGUAUCAGCAGGUGAAUGAACAAUGGGAGGGUGAAAGGGAGGAGCGGAACGGAGAGUUCAUUGCACAGGCUGAGAAGAAGUCAAAAGAGAAGCGGGACAGCUGGGAGAAAGAGACCAAUGAAGGUUUGAAAGGAAGUGCUGGAGGGGAAGACAGGGACAUGAUGAAAGAGGAGGAUGUUGACAAGGAAAUUGGGGAAAAGAGGGAAGGUGAAAGUGGAGAGGAACAAUGUAGACAAAGUCCAGAUAAGGAAAGAAUUGAAAAAGAAGUUGGAAGGGAGAGAGAAGAAGGUACAACGUCUGAGCAUGCCAAUGAGGAGGCCAAGUAUGUGGCAUUCAGAGGAGGUAGUGAUGGAAAGGGUGACACAGGAGGAGGCAAAGAGGACCAGAUGGGAUCUACGGUAAUAUGUGGGAUUGAAAACAAGGCUUUUGUGUAUGAUCAGGAAUCCCAGACUCAUACAGAGCAUCCAGCAUCACCAGAACAGGACUCUGGAAAGUCACCUCAGGAAGGAAAUCAGCUUUUACUGGAAUAUGAUGAAGUUCCCGGUGUUACUCAUCAUGGUGACGAGGAUGCAUCAGAGGCGGUAAAGAGAAAGGUCAGGUUCUCGUCAGCACCGAUCAAGGUGUACACCACCUAUUCUAAUGCAGAGUACGACAGACACAAUGAAGAUAUCGAUCCAGUGUCUGCCUCGGCCGAGUAUGAGCUGGAGAAGAGAGUGGACAGGAUGGACGUCUUUCCGGUGGAGAUAGAAAAGGGAGACGAUGGUCUGGGUAUCAGUAUCAUAGGAAUGGGUGUAGGAGCUGACCAGGGACUGGAAAAACUGGGAAUCUUUGUCAAGACAAUAACUGAAGGUGGAGCAACACAGAAGGAUGGAAGGAUUCAGGUGAAUGACCAGAUAGUGGAGGUGGAUGGGGUGAGUUUGGUUGGAGUCUCCCAGCUGUUUGCAGCCACAGUCCUCAAGAACACGUCAGGCCUUGUCAAGUUUCUGAUCGGCCGUGAGAAAGAGGGGGUGGAGAGUGAGGUGGCACGGCUGAUCAAUGAAAGCCUGGAAAUGGAUAAAACAUCCAGAAAGAGGGAAAGAGCAGGCGGAGACCAGGACAAUGACGGCAGCGUGUCAGAGAAGGAGUCAGUGGCUGAAGAAGAGGAGGAAGAUGAAGAGGAGGAUGUGUCUGGUCUUUCCAGUCUGGACAACUACAGGCUCUGCCUCAAAUACCAGCAGCUUCAGUCAAAACUACGAAGCAAAACGGCUCAACUUCACAGCGCUAGAGAAAAGUUAAAGGCCUGGGAGGAGCGGCAGGCGCGUUGGGAGAGCCAGAAGGCAGAGCUGGAGCAGAGAGCAGAGGAUGGAGAGGAGAAAGCUGACAAACUCGAGAAGUAUUGGCAAGAAGCCCAGACAUUGUGCAGGGUUGUUAGCCAGCGAUUGGCUGACGCCCAGAGCCAGUCAGAAAGCCUGGAGAUCAAAUACAACAAGGCCAAGAGACUGGUCAGAGAAUACCAGAGCAGAGAGGAGGAGUGGGAGAAAAGAGAAGCAGAUUUAAGGCGAGAAAUGGAAGAAAGAGAGAAGCAGCACAGAGACACCGUUGAAAGGCUGCAAAUCCAGAUAGCACCGCUAGAGAGAAAAGAGCCUGUAGCUGAAAGAAUGAACCACUCUGUGGACUCUUCAGUCAAAGGUCCAGAUUGGUAUAUUCCAGUCCCCAAUACAGGACGUCUAGACUCCAGUGCUCAUAUAGCCAGAGCUCAGCUGGCCCAGAAAUCCAAGCGCCACCCACCCUCACGAGACAAACUCAGAGAGAGCUUCAGAAAACAGGAAGAUGAAGCCCAAAAACCACACGAGAGCCAAUCAGUGUCUGCGCCCACAGUGGAACAAAGGAGCAGCAGGAGCGACAUGUCCAGUACCUCCUCGUUCUCAGCCCUCAGUCCUCAUCCUCCCACCGGCCCCCUCUUCACCCCUUCCAUCUACAUCACUGACACUGUCACUCCUUCACCAUGCAAAUCCUCAGCUUCCAGGAAGUCCAAAAGGAAAUUUCCAGACUUGAGUGGCCUUCGUAAAUCUCUCAGCAAAAGGAGGAGUGAAAAACACAGCAGAAGGUCCAUGAACAAUAGGGGGUCAUGUGGUGACCUUGUGGAUGAGCCCACUGGAGUUUCUCCAUCAGGUUCAAUCACCUCCAUGCCCUCUUGUCUGCCAUUUCCCUGGUUUGGAGAGAAAGGGAGGGAGAAAGAGGAGGAGGAGGGGGAGAGGGGCAGGGAGAGGCUUCGGUCUGUGUCCAGCAGCAGUUUGCCGUACCUGACCACGACGGGCAGAAGAGACCAGACGCUGGACGAUGACCCAGUUCCCACCAAUAACAACAACCAGUGGCAAAGUCGACCUGUGUUGGAGUGGAACAGCCAGCAGGUCUGUCUGUGGUUGGUCGCCAUGAACAUGGAUCAGUACACGUCCGAGUUUGCUGCCAGAGGAGUGGACGGGACGCAGCUGCUCAACAUGGACAGUGAGAAACUCAAGGCUCUGGGCGUGUGCAGUCAAAGUGACCGGUCUGCCCUCAAGAAGAAGCUGAAGGAGAUGAAGAGGAGAGAGGAGAAAGAACAGAGGAAAGGAGAGAAGAGGCUGAAGGAGGAAAAGGAAAAAGAGAAGAAUGCAGUAUUGGACAAAGAGAAUGAAGGAAAAGAGAAAGUGAGGGUGAUGAUGGAGGAGAAGUCUGUGAAAGACGUCAGAUGCAGUGUCAAAACUGUGAGGACUGAGUCUCUGUUAUAAAGGAAAGACAGGUGACGUUCGGAUACACCACCAGCAUAAGGGUGUGUGUGCACUCUGACACGCACAGAAAUACACUUGAACCAAUUUCUAUUUUGCUAAUAGAAACAGGUAGAUCCACUGCACACAUCAUCUCUUGGUCACAUGUGAAUAGUUUUCAUUCAGGAUACAGAACACUGAUUUUAAAUGAUGGAAAAUCUUCAGACCACAUCAGUCACGUCAUACGUCAGUUUUAAAGUGUGUGAGAAUGUGACUGUUUUAAAGUGAUUUUUCUUUUCUGUUUUUUUUUUCAUGAACCUUAAAUUAUCCUUAGUGAUUUUAAUAUUUAACAAUGUGCUGAUUUUAAGCACUCAGGUAUUUGCUGUAAAUGCUUUUUUUAUGUAUUAAUAAAUAAAGCUUUUAACGUCCUGCUGUCGC